AUGGAUUGUCACGCUAGCGAGCUCAGUAUGAGCAGACAAGGCGGCAAGGAUGAGGGUCAUUAUGCUUCCCCGACAGCCGACGGCCAAGAGGCGGACAUACAAAAUCCGACAGGCGAAGAAGAAAGACCAUCUCCACGCUCGAUUAUGGGAAGUGUUGAAUCAAGCAUUGCCCUGGGGCAUGAACCUGAACCAGCAACUUAUUCCAAGAGCAGUGGCGGCAAUCGAGCCCAGGCCAUGGAACCACAAGACACCGGGAUGUGUCAUGAAGGAGGUAGCAUUCGACAUGGAAAACAUGUACAAGAGUAUCCAGUUCCCCUGCAAAGCAAUAUGGCUGGCGCAGAGACUUACGACUGGCCACCCUUCGUCAUGGUCUCGAGCUCAGAAUGCAUCAAACUCGCGACCGAUAAUAGGUAUCACUUAAUGCGCAUCCGCCAACUCCAGGAAGAUAUCCGAAAGGAAAAGGCUCGAGCGAGGCAGCUGGAAGACGACAUAAGAGAUCAGGAGCAUGUGAUAGCAGCGGUUCACUCCAACGCCAUUGGCGCUUUGAGCAGCAAAGUGUCCAGCAGUCUCCCUGACGACAAGAUUCGACGAGAGCUCAACCAUCUAUUUGACGGCAUGGCUCGCGACUGGUGCCUCGAUUUUCACGCAACCGACAAAGUAGACGAAUCUCGUGCAGCUGAUGUUCUUAUGUCAAAUAACAUCUUGGCUAAUGAUCCUGACCUCCCGCCUCAUCUCAAAAUCAACAUGAAGGAUGAAACAGCCGCCCCGGUGCUCCUCCAAGCCGCGCUUGCGAAGACUCUCUGCGACCUCUUUUUAACAGAGCCCUUUUUCCUCCAAAGCUGGCUGCCUAGAGCCUCUGAUAUGGUAUUCGAGGGACUCAACCCAGAAGUGAUGACAACUUGGCGAGUCCGGACAGUCGAAUUCUUGGAGGCCGCUUUUCCACCAUCAAGACAGUUCUUUGAAGAGCGGGCUGAAGACUUCGUGAGACAAUAUGCAUGUCUCCUGCAACAAGUUAAUCAGGAUGCUUUGUCAGAGUUAACAGAGCUGAUGGAGCAGUUUGGCAAGCUGGCCAUCCAGUUGUGGAAGCGCCAUGUUCUCAUCAGCGUCGAGGGUCUGGAACACCAGGGCCUAAAACACUUCCGUUCAGCAAAUGCAGACAUGCAGGCUGAGGAUAGUGUCUUGCGCGGGGUAAGAGGGUCGCGUCUGGAUGGGAGGCCUGUUCAGAUCAUGGUCAGGCCGCGAAUUGUGUCGGAGCCUGUCCAUCCGGAUGGUCAGCUUGCAGACAAGGUGGUGUGGUCCAAGGCGGUUGUGUGGGUUUCAAGCGCUUAA
Molecule: messenger RNA, 1329 nt
Organism: Fusarium keratoplasticum
Lineage: Eukaryota; Fungi; Ascomycota; Sordariomycetes; Hypocreales; Nectriaceae
Exons: 3
Coding region: 1-1329 (442 amino acids)
Source: RefSeq, a predicted model, not a curated record